GUCCCGGCUAUUAAAACAGUGGCGACGACUCAAAAUUUCAAUUCGUCUUCUUCUCCCUAUCCAUCUAGAGGGUUUUUAAUUUGUCUUUAUUCAAAGGAAAACUCUGCAAAAUCAUUCAUUAGUCCAUUAAUAUCUGAUUAAACUACUCAGGCUUAAUUGAUUUUAUUCUCUUCGUCUCAACCUGGGCUUCACUUUAAACCCUAGAAUCCUGGUAAGCCCGUCUCUGCUUUCCAAUUCUUUAACUCAGUCUAGUUGAAUUCUUUUUUCUUGGCUUGAGCCUCGGGUUUGAUUUUUAUUUUUUCUUGUCUCGACGUUUUUCAUGUGAAAUGCGAUUCUUGGGGCGAAUUGCAUUUGCGGGAAAUUCUCUUCGAGUGAAAUUCGUUGAUAGGAUAUGAUAUGAAGUGUUAUUGAAUAUGAACGAUGAAAAUGGGAAGUCUAACGUCGGAUUCUUGAGUGAGAAGGAAAGUCUACAGGCAAAAAAGAAGAACAAGAAGUUGGGAAUUGACGAUUUUGCUGAGGCCAUUGCUAGAAUUGCUGUGGCUCAGUUAUGCGAGAGCUUAGGGUUUCAGAGCUUCCAGCAGUCCGCACUGAAUACUCUAUCAGAUGUAGCGGUCAGGUACAUUAGAGAGUUGGGAAGAACUGCAAAUUAUAAUGCGAAUUUAGCCAAUAGGAGUGAGGGUAAUGCGUUUGAUGUGAUUCAGGGAUUGGAGGAUCGGGGCUCCAUUCAGGGGUUUUUCGGGGGUUCUGACCCUAGUCAUUGUCUCUCUGGUUCGGCAGUAGUUAGGGAUAUUAUUAGGUACAUUGAAGAAGUGGAGGAAAACCCGUUUGUGUAUUCAAUUCCCUGUUUUCCUGUUGUAAAAGAAAGAAAACUGAACCCUGGUUUCAAGCAAACAGGUGAAAGCCCUUCCAAGGAGCAUAUACCUGAUUGGUUGCCCAAGUUUCCUGAUCCUGAGACUUAUAAGGAUUUAAUAUUGGGGAAUGAGAAAGAAUUGGAGACUUGGAACUAUAAUAUAAUACAGCAGGUUGAUGAGCAGAAUAAAAAUUCUGAGAUGCCCCUUCUAAAUAUGCAGCAGAAAUUGUUUAGUAAUGGGUUUGAAGGAGCGGUGGCUGUUGAACCAGGGGAUGCUGCAAAGGCACUAAAAGCAGCAGAAAGUAAUCCAUUUCUUGCCCAGCCUCUUCAAUUUGGGGAAAAGGAGGCAUCUUUGCCUGUUCUUCCAGCUAAAUUUUAUGAUGAGGCAGCAUGGAGACAUCAGAAUCACACAUUUACGGAUAAUCAUGUUUCAGCUAUAGAGCAAUCUGGGCGCAUCACUGAAGCUGUUUGGAGCAGUCCAUGUGAAUCCAAAGGGGACAGGAGAAAUAUUCUCUUGGAUGGGAGGCCCAGCGUACAAUUUAAGUUUGAAAGUAGGAGGAAGUCUUUAGGUAGGCCAACCGACCCUCAAACUGCAGAUACUGACAAAAUUGCUCCUUGGUUUGGCAACGAUCAUGAUGAAAAAGAUGAGAAGAAUAGGACGUCGAAGCAAAUUCUCCACGAAAAUGGGGAAAAUAUGCAGGAAUAGCUCAUUUGUAGAUUAGGCAUGUUUAGUUGGAUUCUGUAUACUUGUUUAGGGAACUGCUUCGAACCCCAAUUCCAGGUUAGUCAUAUUCAAUGAGCUAGAAUUUCUCUCUACGAGCUUUACAGACUGCUAGAGGCGCAUUGUUCCCACUUUAUUCAGUUCUUGAGGCACGAGGAAAAACAUUCAUAACUAGGAAAUGUAGAGCUUGGCAAAAUUACAUGGUAAACAGUUCUCUGCUACUCAGCACUGCA
Molecule: messenger RNA, 1804 nt
Organism: Olea europaea var. sylvestris
Lineage: Eukaryota; Viridiplantae; Streptophyta; Magnoliopsida; Lamiales; Oleaceae
Product: transcription initiation factor TFIID subunit 8-like
Exons: 2
Coding region: 414-1556 (380 amino acids)
Cellular component (GO): transcription factor TFIID complex
Molecular function (GO): protein heterodimerization activity
Source: RefSeq, a predicted model, not a curated record